Cordyceps militaris CM01 is the source of this 948-nucleotide messenger RNA. RefSeq names its product Reticulon. Bases 1 to 948 code for a protein of 315 amino acids. NCBI's taxonomy places the organism in Eukaryota, Fungi, Ascomycota, Sordariomycetes, Hypocreales, Cordycipitaceae. The record is from RefSeq and is a predicted model, not a curated record. The transcript has 5 exons.
AUGUCUGAUAUUGCUGACGCGACUCCGGCUGUCAACGGCGCCUCUUCUUUCGAGAAGAACACUAACACAUGGCCUCUAGAUGCCUCCAUCGCUACCAAGCCUGCUGCCAAUGGCCGCAAGUCCCUCGGUGCUGAUGCUCAACCUGUGACGCACUUCCAUUCCGUCUUCACUGAGCUCCUCUCCUGGAAGAACCCUCGCAACUCCGCCAUUGCCUAUGGCUCUAUUGUUACUUUCAUUCUCGCCGCCCGCUACCUCGAUAUCAUCCGCUGGGCCUUUAAGCUCUCAUGGAUGACUCUCGCUGUUACAAUCUCUGCCGAGACUGCUGGAAAGCUUGUCCUUAACAGUGGCAUUACUUCCCAGCUCCGCCCUCGCCGAUACUACACCAUCCACCGCGAUACAGUUCAGGGUCUGAUCGGCGAGGUCCACGAGCUUGCCAACUUCUUCAUUAUCGAGGGCCAGCGCAUUCUCUUUGCCGAAAAUAUUGGUGUCUCCGCUGUCGCCUGCGUCGCUGCGUUUAUCACUUACUUCCUCGUCAAGCUUGUUCCCUACUGGGGUCUUGCUAUCCUCGGCACCACUCUGGCUUUCUUUGUUCCUCUCGUUUACGCUGCCAACAAGGAGCUCAUUGACGAGAACAUCAAGACCGCCUCCGACGCCAUCAACGCCCAGACUGCUCAGGUCCGCGAAGCUGCCCAGAAGCAGGCCGAUCAGCUCGCUGCUCUUGGUAAGCAAUACGCUGGCGACUAUACUGGCAAAGUCCAGGACAUGAUCCGCGGCCGCCCUGCCCCUACCGCUGCCUCGGCGUCGCAUCAGAAGACCCCCGCCAAGGCCAAGGCCCCCGAGUUCCCUAUCGCUCCUACCGAGGAACCUGUCGCCGCCGCUAAGGAGGCCGCCCACGAGAUCCCCGAGAUGCCUGCAGUUCCCGAGCAGGAGCCUCUGAUUGCCGCCUAA